This is a messenger RNA of Colletotrichum orchidophilum, 798 nucleotides long. RefSeq lists its product as uncharacterized. Lineage: Eukaryota; Fungi; Ascomycota; Sordariomycetes; Glomerellales; Glomerellaceae. The transcript has 2 exons. The record is from RefSeq and is a predicted model, not a curated record. The coding region runs from base 1 to 798 and encodes 265 amino acids.
AUGACCGACACCAAGCCUGCCGACGCCAACACGACCGUCGGCCAACCACUCAAAGAUUCUUCGGCUGAGCCAAAGGAUACCAUCCCCAUGAAGAACCUUCCGCAGGCCUCGUCGACGGAAGCCGGCGUCGCGGCCGUAGACGCAACGAAGAUGACGACGACGACUUCAUCAAACAAGACAUCCGGCGCUGCGGCAUCAACACAGCUCGAAGCCGGCAAUUCGACGACGGGCGACGCCGAUGAUUCAAUCGAGCAGUCGACUAAAGGAAAGGAGAAGGACUCGGUUUCCUCACCAGCGACCAAGACCCAAGAUGACUCCAUGGCCAUCGGCCCUUCUGUUGAUGACGUCCAACCCGUCAGCAGCUCCCCAGCAGAUGGCCCGGUAUGCAACAUCACGCUGUUGCUCACUACCGGUGCACGACACCCUUACAAAUUGGAUGAAAAGUACUUGACAAAGAGAAACGUCAAUGUUCCUGGAUUGACCGAGGCGGGAAAGAAGGAUCCUUUCACAAUCAGUGUCUACACCUUAAAGGAACUCAUUCUAAGAGAGUGGCGUGAAGAAUGGGAUGCCAAGCCUGCGAGCCCCAGCAGCAUCCGUUUGAUUCAUUUCGGAAAGCUGUUGGACGAUAAGGACCAACUGAAACAAUACCACUUUAGCGCAGAGGCAGCCAACGUCGUACACAUGACUGUCCGGCCAGCCGAUAUCGUCGAGGAAGAAGAACCCAAGGGCGGCAACAAGUCGACCUCUGGCGGUGGCCGUAACCGAGAAGGUGGCGGUGGAUGCUGUGUCAUCUUAUGA